Molecule: messenger RNA, 1983 nt
Organism: Canariomyces notabilis
Lineage: Eukaryota; Fungi; Ascomycota; Sordariomycetes; Sordariales; Chaetomiaceae
Product: WD40 repeat-like protein
Exons: 8
Coding region: 1-1983 (660 amino acids)
Biological process (GO): rescue of stalled cytosolic ribosome; positive regulation of protein phosphorylation
Cellular component (GO): cytosol; nucleus
Molecular function (GO): protein heterodimerization activity; ribosome binding; protein kinase C binding
Source: RefSeq, a predicted model, not a curated record
AUGUCAUCCGAGUCGCGAAAGCGGCCUGCCGAAGAUACCCAAGAUGGCACGCAAACGAAGAGACAGCGCAUUCGAUCACCGUAUACAAUCCUCUCGGUCGGGCCAUUAGGUUCCUCUCCGUGUUCCUCGACACUAGUAACGACAGACGAAUUGGCCAAAAAGGGGUUACGACGAGGCAUUGCGCUGGCUCUACAGAAGGUCGGCUUCGAUGGCGCAGCUCCGGAGGCCAUGGAGAGCUUCGUCGCCAUGGCAGAGACAUACUUGACGUCGCUGGUAGAAGAAGUGAGGACCUUCACCAACGUUGCGCGGCGGUCUUACCCGGUCCCUGCGGAUUUCGAGCAGAGUCUCAAGCGCUUCAACCUUACCACAUCAUCACUUAAGCCUCAUAAAAAACCGCCAAUACCCAAGUCGAAGCGGCUGCCCACAUGGGAGCCCCUGCCAAUCGACGACCCCAUCGAUAGGGACCUCCCGAUACUAGGCAACGAGCUGGAUGGGGCGCCAGAGAAGGCUGCGAAACAGUUCAUCCCCCACUCCUUUCCCGCGUUUCCGAGCAUACACACAUACAAAUACACCCCUGAGAGCCGACCGCUGGCGCCCGACGAGAUCCCACGCGGCGACCCGAAAAAGAUACGGGAGGCAGCUGCCAAGGAAGCCAAGGCGGGCGAGGGAGCACUGAGGAGGCUGAUGAGGGCUACCAAGAUUGCCAAGCAGAAGGAGGUGUGGUCGUCAGCGCAGAGGCAGCCGGCGAGGCGCGACCGGUAUAAUUUGUGGGAGGCGACGAUGCGGGAACUGAUCGAGGAGGAAAUCAAGGCCAAGGGCAAGGACUUUGCGCCCGUCAUGAUGCACGGGGAUAAGGGCCGGUUUGAGAUUGCCGACCACAGCAUGAUUGUCAACGCGGAGAAGAUUUAUCAUCGUAAGGACUUGCCCCGGGCGGGGAUAAGGAAGGUUGCUGCUGCUGGGCAUGGCAUUGCAGGGAAAGGAAAAGGCUCACCAUUCUUCCACCGAUCUCUGAAUCCCAGGAAGGACGACAAUAUGGCUGAGCAACUCAUCCUCAAGGGCACCCUGGAGGGCCACAAUGGCUGGGUCACCAGCUUGGCCACGUCGAUGGAGAAUCCCAACAUGCUCCUGUCGGCCAGCCGGGAUAAGACCCUGAUCAUCUGGAACCUCACCCGCGACGAGACCCAGUACGGUUACCCCAAGCGGUCGCUCCACGGCCACUCUCACAUCGUCUCCGACUGUGUGAUCUCGUCGGAUGGUGCUUAUGCCCUUUCUGCCUCGUGGGACAAGACUCUCCGCCUGUGGGAGCUCUCGACCGGCACCACCACCCGGCGCUUCGUCGGCCACACCAACGACGUCCUUUCCGUUUCCUUCUCUGCCGACAACCGCCAGAUCGUCUCGGGCUCGCGCGACCGGACCAUCAAGCUCUGGAACACCCUGGGUGACUGCAAGUUCACCAUCACCGACAAGGGCCACACCGAGUGGGUGUCCUGCGUGCGCUUCUCGCCCAACCCCCAGAACCCUGUCAUUGUCUCAUCCGGCUGGGACAAGCUGGUCAAGGUCUGGGAGCUUUCGAGCUGCAAGCUGCAAACCGACCACAUUGGCCACACUGGGUACAUCAACACCGUCACCAUCUCCCCCGAUGGAUCUCUCUGCGCCUCCGGCGGCAAGGACGGUACCACGAUGCUGUGGGAUCUUAAUGAGAGCAAGCACCUGUACUCGCUCAACGCCAACGACGAGAUCCAUGCCCUUGUCUUCUCCCCCAACCGGUACUGGCUGUGCGCCGCCACGGCGAGCAGCAUCAUCAUCUUCGACCUCGAGAAGAAGAGCAAGGUGGACGAGCUCAAGCCCGAGUUCCAGAACAUUGGCAAGAAGAGCCGCGAGCCCGAGUGCGUCAGCCUGGCGUGGAGCGCCGACGGCCAGACCCUCUUCGCCGGCUACACGGACAACAUCAUCCGUGCCUGGGGUGUCAUGUCCAGGGCGUAA